GGUAUGAAUGAGGAUUACGCAAAUAUAGCAGUGAGUGAAGCUCUCAUACAGGGUAAUAUUAAAUCGCUUAUAUCUCCUCUUCACUUUAUUGUCAUUCCUUCCAAGGGGUACCCCCGUGCAUGUCUACCUGCUUUUUUGCCUAUGUCCGUGGAAAUCUGUAGGGAAUUUUGCCAGAUAUCACGGAAAAUUGUUCUCUCAGUUCACUUUUCACAAAGAGCUAUGGUCAUCAUCAUCACCACUACCAUCCUCUGGCGGCCCAUUCUGUUGUUGCUUCCCGAGGAACUCCUUCCCCGGACAUGUAGGAAUGCUGGCAGCACUUGUUGCUUGCCUCAAGUGUUGUAUGUCACACUUUACCUUGUGUAUUUAGUUUGAACACACAUGGCCUGGUGCAACAAUAAAGCAUGCUACUUGUUGCCAAAUUGUUGCCACGAUGAGAUCCCACUUUUAGUCUCCAUGAUCUCCACCUCUCUGCCCUUCUCCAUUUCCCCUCUCCUCCACUCUACCUCUCCACUUCCUGGUAAGAAGCCCGCACGCGCUUCCCCUUCCACACCUUUUAGAACGAUCUCCUCACAGUCACUGGCGCCCAUCCUCCUCCCGCCGCCUCCACCGCUUUCACUUUCGCUGUCAGGUUACCAGCAUCACCUCUUCUUCUCCUCCUCCUCCUCCUUCUUCCUCCUCCCUCUUCCUCCCUCCUCAUCUUAUUCUCCCACUUCCUUUUUUUCCUCUUCUCCUGCUUACUGACGCCCCCUUACGCCCCUCUUCUAGACGAUGCGUGUGAGCGACCACGAGACGGUGCACAUCUCGAGCCCCGAGUACCCCGACUACAGCGACGCCGCGGUGUGCCACUGGCGCCUCGCGGUGUCGCCGCCCCUGCGCCUCGCCCACUUCGCGCUCAACUUCUCCAGCUUCCGACUUCCCAGUCCGGACGACCGGGGCCUGUGUACCCGGAGCGUCCUGGAGGUCGACGAAGUCCCGGAUGACAAGAGAGACUUCGUGAGCAAGUCUGUGAAGAGCAUGUGCGGGAGCGCCGUUCCCGAGCCCUUCGUCGUCACAGCAAGGGCCAUUGUCCUCAGGUUUUCUUCGGGAAUCUUCUACCCGCGUCCGCACAACGGCGUCGGGGGAUUCAAGCUGACUGUUCAGACCAGGCCGGCCGAGAUACUGCCGCCUCCUCCAAGGACCCUGAAGGUGGGCGAAAUCUUGACCAUAGUCUUGGGCUGCAUUCUCGUCCUCACCAUCUGUUGCUUUGUCUAUUACAUCAUGAAGCGGCACCGGUUAGAGCGGCGCUGGAUCUUGCAGCGCGAGGUGAUGCAGCAGCGCCUCGCCAGCCACCACGAGGCGAACUUGACGUCCAUGCUGACCGGCCUCGAACUCGUUCGCCAGACUGGGUUGGCGAGGCCGCUCGGGGGGGCGGGGGGGUCAUCGAGGACCCGCCUCCCGCUCCCGACGGAAAAGAAGGAAGGGCCAGACGCCCCCGGAGGCCAGUACCAGCCCUACCGACCCGCCCCUCCGCCCACCCUCCCUCCCACACCCUACGGGCGCCAGGCAAAUGCGGUUGGAAACGAGGAUGAAAUGCCUUUGUACAUGGAACUGGAGCAGCUUAAGAUGAAAGACUCGGGAGUUUGCUUCUUGGAGCAGUCUGCAUGUCACUCCUCGUCGGCCGGUGACACGCCCAGAGGAGGACGCCCUUCGACCAACAUCACGGUGUCAGACAGCUGUUCUUGUGCGCAUUCUGCGUGCCAGGCGUGCGUUUCUCCACGCCAAGGCACUGCGCCCUGCCACGCGAGCCGGAAGCCUCCGCGACAAGCCUCUACAAACCUGCUGAACCCCGCCGUGAACACAGCCAGUCCGACCUACAUUUGCGCCAACGCUCUGGACGGCUCCGUGACCUCGGCGGACGCUGGGGAGAGCAGGGCCUCGGGCAGCCCCAGCGGCGACUCGAAGUGCCACCGCCCCAGAGGCCUCUCCCAGUCCUCCUUGCUCUACCCGAAGCUCUCCCUGUCUCCCGCGGAGGCAAGGACGCCGGCCUCGCUCUCCUCCAGCUGGUCCAGGAGGCGGUGUCACAGGGCCUCCCACGCCGAAAACCACAGCAGCGGCCUGUUGUCCCCCUCAAGGAGCUGGUAGUGAUGUCCCACGGAAAGGGGGCCGGUGAGGAGGCAUCCCGAGGAAUGAGGAGCCAGAUCUCUAGCGGCAGCAUCACGGCCUUCGCGAAGGGUGACGCUUCCAGAAGACCGCACGAGCCAAAGGCUGUCGAGGAGAACCACAGUCGAGCAGGCAGCCAAAGCUGCGAGGAGCGAGAACGAGCCCAGAGCAGUUUGGAAAGCGUCUUCUUUAGCGGUUCGUCUUGCCCCCCCCUUCUCUCUCUC
Molecule: messenger RNA, 2363 nt
Organism: Penaeus monodon (black tiger shrimp)
Lineage: Eukaryota; Metazoa; Arthropoda; Malacostraca; Decapoda; Penaeidae
Exons: 9
Coding region: 769-2121 (450 amino acids)
Source: RefSeq, a predicted model, not a curated record